UAUUGUGGUUAAAUCUGUCAUUUAUAUAAUUUUACAAAUAGUUUUCAAAUUAUAAUUGUUAUGUUUUAACAACCGAACAGUUUACCAUAAAAAUGGCCUAAUUAUGGAACCAACCAGUCAAGAAGAGCUGGGACUUCAUACCAGAGAUGCCUUAAAUAAAUUACAUGUAGAUAUUGAGUCAGUUUUGCAACAGUUUAAACAUUCACAGAAAUGCAGAAAAUCAAGAAAUUGGGGAUGGGUGCGAGACACCAUCAGUGCCAAAAGCAAGCAUACAACAAUCAAUUGGAUUUCAGCCUCUUUUCAAUUAUGGGCAGCUGUUGCACUCGUUUUGGGCUAUGUUAUGGAUGGCGAUAAUGUUGAACUCUAUGAGGCAUUUAUAAUUUUUCUACUUCUUGUCGCUAAUCUUACUAUAGUGCUGUAUGACAAUAAAUUAAGACAUGAUGAGCUACCUAGAAGAGUUCAAAUGGUUCUGGAUAGGAUCAGAUGUGAAGUAAAUUUUGUUGAUUGGAAGGCAGAUAAUUAUCCAAAUUUGCAUAAUCCCUUUUCUCCUUGCAUCACAUUACAAGGAACGUACAGGGAUGGGCAGCUGGUUAAUCUUCCAUGGGCGCUUUUAGUCAAGGAUGAUAUUAUUUUAAUAAAACCAGGUCAAGUUAGUCCAGGCUACUGCGAGGCAUUAGAUAAACAGACUGAAUUCCCAAUUUUACACGCCAAAGAAAUCUAUGCACCAUCUUUGCAAAACGCGAACGAAAUGUUUAGUGCCCCCAAGUCUAGGAAACCAUUAGAAUCAAAAAAAUAUAGAUUACUCGAAACACCAUAUUUAUAUAAUCUCAAGCUGUCGCUAGAAGAAGCUUUGGAUAGGCCUAUAACUCAACAUAAUCAGCAAAGGCAUUUUGUGAUGAAUCGUGUAAUUGAAGGCAUAGUGUUACCAACGAUGUUUUUUACUGUACUUACAGCCAAUGCUUUUAGGUAUUUUUAUUUCCAACAGUAUUUGGGACACUACUCACUAGCAAACAUGUUUUUCAUUAGUCCAAGUAAUGCAAUUUUACCAUUACUUCCCAUUGUAUUUCCGUUGGUUUGGAACGUUUCAAACUAUGUUGGAAUGGCAAGAUUCAAAACUAUUUUUGAUGCAACUCGAAAUGUUGAAAGUAAUUACAAUUCGUUGGAAGAAGAUGGCGAUACCCAGCUAGAGUUCGUUGAAGAUUUUAAAUUUAGCUAUCAAGAUAUGUUUAAGAACUUUUUGGACAUUUGCAAUGGCAAACCAAAUAUUUUGUUUCGAACUGCGAAUAUCUUGCAUGUUUUGGGCUCUGUAUCGGCUUUGGGUUGCAUUGAUAAAAAAGGAAUUUUGUCUUGGCCAAAUCCCACUGCUGAGAAAGUAUUUUUUCUACAUAAUAAUGACAAUGAAUCGAGUAGUUCAGAAAGUUUAGAUAAUGUGAAUGAUCUAAAUACAGAUCAGUUCGAAGCAUCUGGAACGUUGCAAUUUGGACCAGGCAGUCCGGUUACAGCCACGGCUGAGGUUCUCGAUCUUACUCAUAAUCAUAAUGAUGCCUUCAGAUUGCGUUUCGAUGAUAAAAACUGGCAUAAUUUUUUGCCUUCAUUGAAGCCGCUUGGUUUGGCCAUUUUACUAAAUACCUGCCAUAUGGACACACAGGAUCAAUAUUCAAAUUUUUGUUCCCAUAUAACAUGUGAAGCGAUGUACAACGAGGAUUUGGUUCCAGUAACAAACCGACGGUGUCUUUGUGAAUUAGCAAAAGAAAUAGGAUUUGUUGAUCAAGCACAGAAAAUAUUCCAAUUAGAGCAACAAUUAUCAGUAUUUAGGCAUUUGCAGCCCGAGAUGGUCAGAAGGGAUAAUAAGUAUGCCAGAACCUUACAUCUUUCUACGCGUUUAAAAUUUCCGUUUCCACACGCAUUUGCAGUUGUAGUUCGUGAAUUAUGUAGUGGAAAUAUGCAGCUGUUGAGUGAAGGAACAGCAGAUAUUCUUUUGGAUUGUUGUGUUGACUAUUGGAACGGCAAGGAUUUGUGUCCGUUGACACAUUCAGAUCGAAAGAAAAUUCAGGACUUUUAUCAGCGAAGUAGUUUGACAGCAUAUUGUACUGCGUUUGCUUACAGACCUUUAGCAAAAUUAGUUAGUGAAAAAUUGAGCGAAGUCUAUUUGGAACUUCCAAGCGAUAGCAGGCACCUUUAUAUGAAUCACCGAAGCCCUACACCGGCACAUUGGGAUUGUAAAAGUGUUCUGGAACCACAAAUUCAUAAGAGCGCUCAGUUUUUCAGUACAGAUUCGCUUUUAUACAACGAUUAUCCAACUAAAAACAACGCUUCGGACGCUGAGAGUUGUUUUCAAAUGCAAUGUAACCAAAUAUUUAUUGGGAUGGUCUCUAUGCAGUAUCAAGCUCUAUCCGAUAUGGUUCAGUUGAUUGAACAAUUGCAACUAGCAUGUAUACGAUUUGUACACUUUAGCAAGGAAAACGAGUUAAGAUCUAGAGUGUUUAAUGAAAAAAUGGGCCUGGAAAGCGGAUGGAAUUGCCAUAUCUCAUUACUGAGUGACAGAAAUAAAAGGGAAAGCACCACUCCUGUUAGUUUGGACUCGUCGCCAACCAAUACAGGCAAAGAACUUACUGUGGAACCGAUUGGGGCUGUAGACGACAAGUCGCUGUUAUUAGAUAGACAUUUGGAAUCAUCAAGGACAAUGAGUUUUUCGGCACCCAGCGCUAUUAAUUUAGAUCACUCGGUGGUAAAGUUUGAUACUGAAGUUGAAAAAUUUCAUAUCUCUCGGCGGCAAAGUGAGGCUCAAGAUGACGCAGCCAGUCAAGAUAGUUUGCCUGUACACGCUGAGAGUACUACUCACGAUUGGCAGUCACUUAGCUGUUUGACCGACAGUACUGAGCAGAGUGCACCUAUAAAUUUUGAUAUGAGCAACAGAGCCAAAUUGCCUCGCGGAAUAGACAAAAUCCGACCUCACAUCGAGCUAAUAGAUAAUGUUCCACUCUUGGUGUCUUUGUUUACUGAUUGUACACCUACAGCGACAAGAGAAAUGCUAAGAAUAAUGCAGGAUUAUCAGGAAGUAGUUUGCAUUUUGGGAUCGUCGCAAAAUUGCGACAAUGCCGGCAUAUUCAUGCAAGCCGAUGCAGCAAUAUCAGUGGAGCCGCUUUAUCCACAAGUUUGUCAAAAGGUGGAAGUCUGCAAAAAAAUCAAUGGGUUCAGUCCAACAGAUUUAUCAUGUCUUCUAAAUUCAAUUGCUUGUUCUUUAACCAUCAGUCGAUCGGAUCCAAUCUCAAUUUAUCAUCUAAUAAUGGAAGCCCGGAAUUUUGCCUCAACUUUAUGGAGCUCGGUUCAAUAUUGGCUCUGCUGUUGUGUCAUUUUGAGCCUAAUGCAAGUUGCUGCUGUUGUUUUUAUGCUUCCGGAACUGAUGACUACUGGGCAUAAUCUUUGGUUAGCUGGAGUUGUGGCUCCAGCGAUUAGCAUAGCUCUCUCCAUGACACCUGUGGAUCCAGAACUUAUGAAGAAGCCACAAGGCAAAAUUCAAGCUAGUUUUCGAUGGAAUACAAGUAUUUUCAUAUUUUGGUGUUAUGGUAUCAAGUUCCUGCCGACUGUUAUCACAGUUUUAAUUUCGUACGCUGGAGUGUUAUCUAGUCAUUGCGACCAAAUGUGUUCAGAACCCUUCUCCGAUUUGGGACCAUGUAGAUGCAUUUUCUUUUACAAUCCAACUGGUUAUAGAAAUAUUUCGGGUGGCGCCGAUGUUGGAGGUUUUGAAGAAGGUAGUUGGACCCUUUUGACUGCAAGACUGAUUGUUAUCUUUAUUGUUUUAUUACAUUUUGUUGUACUUUCUAUAGGAUUUGUACAUAGGAAUAGCUUAAUCCACAGAAAAUCACCUCAAAGUAAUAUCAUUUGGUUGACCACCAUUUUCCUACUAGUGUUUUGCCAGAGUCUUUAUACAUUGAUAACGUAUAGAGGAUUAAUGAACACGGAACCACAUAACACUCAGUUCCCGAUACCUUUGUGGAUCAUAUUAUUUGGAUCAAUCUCGCCUUUAGGAAUAUUUGUAAUUAAUGAACUAGUUAAAAAAGCUGAAAUCUCGUCAAACAAGAGAUUUUUAAAGAGAGCAAGACUGGAUUUUGGUACAAAGUUGGGAAUGAAUUCGCCAUUUUAGAAGAUUCCAUUCACUGACUCAACACAUUACAGACUACUAAUAUUGUCUUGCCCAUUUGACGAGUCAUCAUCUUUUAAAGUGCCAACGUUUAUUGGGUAUGACUUUCAUUGGUUAUCAAUCGGCUAAAUUGUAGUUGUAAAAGGAAUAUUGUUUGAGUUUGCUUCCUUAUCUUCACUCUGCAUUAAUGGAGUAUAUUGCAUCAAAGAUCGAAUUUGUAUAUGUUUAUCUACUAGAGCUUGCCACGAUUUAAUUUGCUUUUAAAUGGGUAUUUUUGUGUAGACUCACUUUCUCUAAUUCAAUCAAAGCUUAGAAUGAGGAGGAAAAUAUUUGAUGAAAAACUACUACUUUCUCGAAAUACCAUUAUUAUCUGCUGCGUUGUGAUAUAACAAAUGGUUUUUAGGAACUUAUUUUCGCAGCGGGUGAUUUUGUACAUACGAAAUUGCAAUAGUUUUUAUAUAAUGUGUCACUCUUGCUUUCAACGUUUCUUUCGUAUACGAACUGUUAUGUAUGUGAAGCAAAUAUUUAGGGCGAGUCAGCUUUUAUGGUAACAAAUUGUUACAAAUGGGGAAUGGGGAAUUCAUAAAUACAUAAUGCUUACUUGCAGCUUCAAAGUUUUUUUUACUGAAAAGUAUAAUUUUUUAAUUCUAAAAAGGCUCACUGAGUUAAAAAAAAUUAUACAAUCAGCAACUUCUCGAUUUGUUAAUCUCAGUAAAGAAGAAACGUUUAGUGCAAAAAUCUAACUCGAAACUAAGCGAAUCAAUUCCUAAACUUCAAAUAUCAAUUUUUAAGUGAAAGAAAAAUAUGAUAGAUUGCCAACUCGUUAAUUUGUUGAUCAUAAAUGCUGCCUUACUCUAUUUUAGGGUUUUGUUGUCAAUUGGUUGUUAUUUAUUUAAAAAAAUUACGAAAUUGAAUCGAAAUGGAAAACUCAUCUGUUAGGGCAGUCUAUAAAAUAUAUUCGAGUAGAGAGCCGCUGGAGAAAAUUCUAUGGCACAGAAGAUUGCUCGAAUUGUAAUCAAUUAUUUUAUAUUCUAGCUAUUCAUUUAUCGAUUUAACAGUAUGUAUAUCUGUAGUUAAUUGACUAUUUUAUCGAUUACAAUUUUGGUUUUACGAAGUUCUAGGACUAACCCCUAAAGACACCGGUAAUUGUUCUGAUAAAUGUACGAAAAAUCCUAUUAUUCUAUUUUUAUAUAUUAUACUUCUAGGUACACAUAUAUUUGUUUUGUUGCUCUAAGAUUGGAAUGUUUUCAAAGUGUGAUAAUAAUGUUUCGCUUGCGUCUUCAAGGGGUACCAAUCCAGAAUGAAUUUUUUUACAAAUACAUAUUGAAACAGCA
Dendroctonus ponderosae (mountain pine beetle) is the source of this 5475-nucleotide messenger RNA. Its product is annotated as transmembrane protein 94. The record is from RefSeq and is a predicted model, not a curated record. Gene Ontology annotation, molecular function: nucleotide binding. The transcript has 25 exons. Lineage: Eukaryota; Metazoa; Arthropoda; Insecta; Coleoptera; Curculionidae. The coding region runs from base 104 to 4144 and encodes 1346 amino acids.